This is a messenger RNA of Fusarium fujikuroi IMI 58289, 873 nucleotides long. RefSeq lists its product as uncharacterized. The record is from RefSeq and is a predicted model, not a curated record. The transcript has 5 exons. The coding region runs from base 1 to 873 and encodes 290 amino acids. Lineage: Eukaryota; Fungi; Ascomycota; Sordariomycetes; Hypocreales; Nectriaceae. Gene Ontology annotation, biological process: mycotoxin biosynthetic process.
AUGUCCUUCAAUAAGGAGAUGGAGCAAGACGCCUUGCUAUCAGAAGACGCAAAUAGGUCUUCUUUCUCUGAUUCAAAUGUUGAGUCACAAACUGAGACGCAUCCUUUCAUACAACCACCCGGAAAGGCUACUUUUUCAAACCUGUUUCCAUGGCAAGCUAUUCUGAUACACACGUGUAUUUUUAUUGUUUAUAGCAUAUUGAUGCUACUCCUCGUAGUUCCUGUCUGGAAUUCCCGUGAGAGAGAAGUCGCAUACAUCCCGUUUAAUCCUGGACCACAGGCCCAGGUAUUCCAGCACAAACACUCGGUCUAUGUUGGCAAACCGUCAUCUCAGCUAGAUGAGGCAUGGAAGGAAAUGCUAAAAAACUCUAAUAUUCGCAUUAAAGAAGAUGAGAUGAAUCACAUACCUGGUAGAAAGGAGCAGGCCAUCGAGCUGCCCGAUGGAGGUUAUUUUGCGACACUCAACGUUUACCACAAUCUUCACUGCAUUAAACGCCUUCAUCAUUAUAUGUAUCCAGAUUACUACUUCCCUAAUAUCACAGAAGAACAAAAGAGGGCGAAUGAGUACCACAACCAUCAUUGUUUAGAUAUGCUUCGACAGAGCAUCAUGUGUCAAGGCGAUAUGCAGCUUCUGACGAUGAAAUGGCGGCAGGAUGGCCGUAUUCCAACCGCAAACUUCACAUCACCUCAUCAGUGCGUUAAUUGGGGUAGAUUGGAGAGCUGGGCUACCAGCCGGAGGAUUGUCCAUCUAAUGGAUCCUGGAUAUUUGAACCAUCCGACUUUAGGGCCAGCGUAUCCUGAUGGUCAUGGAGAUCUGAUUGGAGAGUUUUUAGGACAUAGCAACGCCUCGACAAGUAAAGAUCAGGUUCAAUAA